AUGAUUAAUGAAAAAUGUCAGCAAAGUAAUUAUAUCAAUAUUAUUCAAUCACCUAUUAAACCAAUGGAUAUGAUUCCAGUGUAUCUUUACGCAACUACUGUUCUACUAUGUGAAGUUAUGACUGGUGUGGGAUUAGAAUAUUUCUUCUCCAAAAGUGGAUUUAUUUCCACCAUUGAAUACGCCAUGUAUAUUAUCGUGGCGACUAUAACUAUGCAAAUACUAGUGCAUCUGAUCAUUCUUUUAGUCACUUGUUUCAAACAAAUGUAUUUACUUGAGAUUAUUGCCAAUAUUGUUGCUCAAUUGAUGUUGAUACUAGUAGUGGUGUGUAAUUACAGUUUACUUCUUGAAAUAGAUUCUACUAGUAAUUAUAAAUAUUAUCCUUUCAUUGUUGCUGGUAUAUUUGCAAUCUUGCAGGCAAAACAAAUAUUCAAAUUAAAGAAAUCUUCUGAUAAGCUUGACGAAUUAUUAUAG
Messenger RNA from Candida tropicalis MYA-3404, 471 nucleotides. RefSeq lists its product as uncharacterized. The transcript has a single exon. Bases 1 to 471 code for a protein of 156 amino acids. The record is from RefSeq and is a predicted model, not a curated record. NCBI's taxonomy places the organism in Eukaryota, Fungi, Ascomycota, Pichiomycetes, Serinales, Debaryomycetaceae.